Culicoides brevitarsis is the source of this 1251-nucleotide messenger RNA. RefSeq names its product dynein assembly factor with WD repeat domains 1. The transcript is spliced from 2 exons. Gene Ontology annotation, cellular component: U4/U6 x U5 tri-snRNP complex. NCBI's taxonomy places the organism in Eukaryota, Metazoa, Arthropoda, Insecta, Diptera, Ceratopogonidae. The record is from RefSeq and is a predicted model, not a curated record. Bases 1 to 1251 code for a protein of 416 amino acids. Gene Ontology annotation, biological process: mRNA splicing, via spliceosome. Gene Ontology annotation, molecular function: U6 snRNA binding; U4 snRNA binding; protein binding.
AUGAAACUCCAAAAGCUUUAUUUGCGUUAUUAUCCUCCUGGCAUCGGUUUAUGCUACACAAAAGGCCAAUCCGAAGAAACAAAAAUGAUUGACCUCAUCGAGCUGAAUGCCUUUACAGAUUUAGAAGAUCUCGCCUUGAAAAUCGAAGCUUCGGAGCCAUUACUGACAAAAUCCGUACAUGUACAAGUCCUUGAUGCCUUAAAAAAACUCCAAGAUCGCCAAAAAGAGCCAAUUAAGAACAAAUUCUACCUCUACAAGACUCUCUUGACACACAUCCUGCCCCUCACGAACAUCAGUUUCGACAAACAGGGGCAACAUUGCAUCACCGGAAGUUACGAUCGGACAUGUUGCGUUUGGAAUGUCGAAACUGGGAAUGAAGUAAGUGUCCUCCGUGGUCAUGAAAAUGUCGUUUUUUCCGUUGGAUUUAAUUAUCCAAAGUGUGAUCGCAUCAUAACCGGAAGUUUUGACAAAACGAGCAAAAUUUGGACAAUUCCGGGCACGAUGCUGGCAACUUUGUACGGGCACACGGCGGAAGUUAUUGGCGCAGAAUUUAGUCCGGGAACAGGAGAUCUCGUCGCCAGUUGUUCGAUGGAUGGCACAGCGCGGGUUUUUCACGCCGAAACGAGUCAAGAAACGCAUUUACUGAAGGAACACGGAGCUGAAGUCAUUUCCGCGCGAUUUGACAAAACGGGAACGUUGCUGUUGACCGGAAGUUUUGACGAAACAGCGAUUGUGUGGGAUUUGCGAGCCAAAGAACCAGCUUUGACGCUACGGGGACACGAAGCGGAACUGAGUAAUUGCAUCUGGAAUUUCACGUGUAGCAAUGUGGCAACGGGAUCUUUGGAUAAAACGGCGAGAAUUUGGGAUUUGCGGAAUAUUAAUUACUCUUACGCACUAAUUGGGCACAAAGAUGAGGUUCUUGACGUGGCUUUUGACUAUCCAGGGAAUCGUUUAGCUACCGCAAGCAGUGAUUGCACGGCAAAAGUUUGGGAUUUGAAGUCAAAUUACGAAUUACUCGCAAUUAUGGCGGGACACAUCGAUGAAGUCUCCAAAGUGAUGUUCAGUCCAUCGGGAGCUUUGCUUCUAACAGCUUCCGCUGAUAAAACUGCGCGUUUGUGGAACGCUAAAACGGGAAUUUGCACGCAAGUUUUGGCGGGACAUGAGGCGGAAGUGUUUUCGUGUCAAUUUAGUUAUAUUGGCGAUGCGAUCGUGACAUGUUCGAAAGACAACACUUGCAAGAUAUGGAGAUGA